Aureobasidium pullulans EXF-150 is the source of this 1761-nucleotide messenger RNA. Its product is annotated as amino acid transporter. The coding region runs from base 1 to 1761 and encodes 586 amino acids. The transcript has 10 exons. Gene Ontology annotation, biological process: amino acid transmembrane transport. The record is from RefSeq and is a predicted model, not a curated record. Gene Ontology annotation, molecular function: L-amino acid transmembrane transporter activity. Lineage: Eukaryota; Fungi; Ascomycota; Dothideomycetes; Dothideales; Saccotheciaceae. Gene Ontology annotation, cellular component: membrane.
AUGGUGUUCUUUCGACGCUCUGUCAACGAGAAGGCGGGAGAUAGUGCGAGAUCAUCGAGCAAUGAUUUCGUUUCGUCGCACGAGAUUGUGUCAACUGCAGGCGACUUGAAAUUCGUGGUCGAACAAGGAGGAAAUGGCUCACAACCAUCUUACCAGGAGGUCUCUGGUGCGCCAGUCGAGGCCAAUUCUUCGCUCGGAUAUGCUGUUGGCCCUGUGACUAUCGUCUUGAUCAACAUCAGUAAGAUGAUAGGAACUGGUGUCUACUCAACACCGGCAACCAUCUUAAAAGGCACAGGCUCUGUCGGAACCAGUCUGAUCUUUUGGGCUCUCGGUCUCCUGACAUCAGGAACUUCGCUCGCGGUGUACCUCGAAUUUGCAUCUUACUUUCCGAACCGAUCUGGCUCAGAAGUCGUCUAUCUGGAGCAAGCUUACCCUCGACCAAAGUACUUCUUUCCUAUCGCUUUUGCAGUCCAGACGGUUAUUCUGUCGUUCAGUAGUGGAAAUGCAAUCGUGAUGGCUCAGUACCUUUUCAAAAUAGGUGACCACACCCCUUCAGCCUGGGAACAGAAAGGUGUCGCUAUUGCCUGUUACACCUUGGUCACGCUUUUGUUGAUUUUCCAUACCAAGACCUCUUACCGCAUUUCCAAUGUUAUUGGAAUCAUCAAAGUUCUGACUCUGGUCUUCAUCGCCAUCACUGGUCUCGUUGUUCUAGGCGGACACACCAGAGUCCAAGACCCUUAUGCAAACUUCCGCAAUGCUUUCGAAGGCAAGGCGACUGGCUACGGCAUGACCAACAGUCUUGUCAAGAUCAUCUUUUCGUAUGCCGGCUAUGAGAACGCGUUCAACAUCGUCAAUGAGAUCCAAAACCCUGUCAAGACCAUCAAAAGGAAUGCAUCCUACUCUUUGGUCGCAGUGACCAUCCUCUAUUUGCUCGCAAACAUCGCUUAUUUCGCUGCUGUACCCAAGAGUGAUAUCAUGACUUCAGGCGUGACAGUUGCAAGUCUUUUUUUCACCAAUGUAUUCGGUCAUGCCAAAGGUGUCAAAGUCUUCAAUCUGCUCAUCGCUCUGAGCGCAUUCGGAAACCUGAUUGCCGUACAAAUCGGGCAGUCUCGAUUGAUCAGAGAGUGUGGAAGGCAAGGUGUUUUGCCCUUCCCAAAGUUCUGGGCAUCCACAAAACCAUUCGGUACUCCAAUUGGACCUUACUUUACCAAAUGGAUCGUCACUAUUAUCAUGGUCCUUGCGCCUCCAGCUGGUGAUGCCUUUAAUUUCAUUUCCGACCUGCAGAACUAUCCAGCUUCUGCUUUCGCAUUCACAAUGUCAAUAGGAUUGUACAUUGUGCGUUAUCGUCGCAAGAAGCUGGGCGUUCCAAGGAGCGAGUUCCGCGCUUGGGACGCUGCCGUGAUCUUCACCAUCCUGCAGAACUUGUAUCUACUGAUUAUGCCUUGGUACCCACCAACAGGAGGAGCCACCGGCGGAGAUGUUAGCUUCUGGUAUGCAACUUAUUGUGUUGCCGGUAUCGGAAUUCUUCUAGCUUGCGGUGUGUACUACUAUUCCUGGAUUUACUUGCUACCGAAAUGGGGAGGAUAUCGGAUCAAGCAAGAAGUCGUUGUUCUCGGAGAUGGAUCAAGUACCAACUCGUUGGUCAGAGUACCAUUGAGCGAAUUGGAAAGAUGGGACCAAGACCAUGAUGCGGCAGGAAGAAUCGUUGUUUCAGGCAUCCGUGUCGAGACCAAGAACGAAGGUCGUCCUGAGCAGGUGUAG